Molecule: messenger RNA, 360 nt
Organism: Tetrahymena thermophila SB210
Lineage: Eukaryota; Ciliophora; Oligohymenophorea; Hymenostomatida; Tetrahymenidae
Product: kinase domain protein
Exons: 4
Source: RefSeq, a predicted model, not a curated record
GAAAAAUAAUAUCCAAGAUCAAGGAGCUAUCGCAAUUGUAUAGUCUUUAGAAUCUUGUUAGAAUAUUAAUUAAUUAAAGCUAUAUCUUGGCUCAAAUAAUCUUCAGUUAGAAGGAAUCAGAUAAAUUUCAGAAUCUUUAAAAAAAUAUCAGAAUACUACUCAUUUAACUCUAUGCGUUUCUUACAAUAACAUAAAACAAGAGGGAAUUAUGUUAAUUCUAUCAGCUUUGCAAAAGUGCCAGAAAAUCACAAAUUUAACUCUUCAUCUCAUUGAGUCUAAUGUUAAUCUUGAUUUAGCUAAAAUGAUAGCUUCUGCUUUAGAAAAGUGUUAGAAUAUCACUAAUUUAACUCUAGAUCUUAG